GCGCAGGCGACCACGUGCUCAUCAGGUGAGUCGUACAAAGGAGGCCACGGGAACACGUGAUCAAUGAAAGAACCCUGUCAGGCUCUCUGGUCUACAUUGCCGGUUGGCGCACUUGUAGCUCAGCACUGGGCAAGACGGUACUGUCUAGCUACUGAUCAUCUUUGACAAGCACCGUGGAGUUGUUUUUUUCCGGGUUUGGAAACAUGAAGGGUACAUGUACGUUCCUGCUGGCGGUGGCUGUACUGGGGGUAUCUGAGACAUGGAUGGCUCUUGCUCAAGACCGGGACUUCGAGAAAGAUGCUGAAUACUGGAAGGAGAGCGCCCAGGCGGCCAUCCAGAACAUCCUGGCGAACCAGCUCAACACCAACGUCGCGAAGAACGUCAUCAUGUUCCUGGGGGACGGCAUGGGGGUUUCCACCGUCACGGCCGCCAGGAUUCUCAAGGGGCAGCUUGAGGGUCUGUCAGGGGAGGAGGCCGCCCUGGCGUGGGAGGACUUCCCGCACGUGGCUCUGUCCAAGACCUACAACGUGGACCGUCAGGUUGCCGACUCCGCCGGCUCGGCCACGGCCUACCUGUGCGGCACCAAGGCCAACUUCGGCACGGUGGGAGUGGACGGGUCGGUCCGCCGGGGAGACUGUCGAGCCGUGGGCGGGGACAAGCACAAGGUGGACUCCGUCGCCAGACUCGCCGACAAAAACGGGAAGUCCGUGGGCGUAGUGACGACGACUCGGAUCACCCACGCCAGCCCGGCGGGGGCCUACGCCAACUCUCCCGAGCGCGGCUGGGAGAACGACUCGGACAUGCCCGACCAGGCCAAGCGGGACGGCUGCAAGGACAUCGCCUCUCAGCUCAUCGAGAACGGCAGAAACUACAAGGUCCUGCUUGGAGGCGGACGCCGUAACUUCUUCGACGACGCGAUAGACCCGGAGUACCCUCACGAGUCGAGCGUGCGCGGCAGGCGUCGGGACGGCAGGAACCUGGUGGUGGAGUGGGGCUGGGGCAAGGAGGAUUACAACUCCUCUUACGUCUGGAACAAGGAGCAGUUCGACAAGAUAGACCCCCUUAAGACGGACUACCUCCUCGGGCUGUUUGAGCCGAGCCACAUGCAGUACGUGACCGACACGGACCGUGCCGGAGAGCCCACGCUCACGGAGAUGACAGACAAGGCCAUCCGCAUGCUGCAGAAGGACGACAACGGCUUCUUCCUGUUCGUCGAAGGCGGGCGUAUCGAUCACGGUCACCACAAGGGGAGAGCCACGCGCGCACUGACGGAAACCAUCGAGAUGGAGCGGGCCGUCCAGCGGGCCAAGGACCUGACGUCCGCCGAGGACACGCUCAUCAUCGUCACGGCGGACCAUUCCCACACCCUCACCAUCGGGGGGUACCCCAUGCGGGGACGGCCCAUUAUUGGGAUGGGCCAGGCCUAUGACGGCGAGGACUGGGCCCAGGACGGCCUGCCCUUCACCACGCUGAUCUACGCAAACGGUCCGGGGUACGCCAUCCACGGCAACGGCAGACGACACGACAUCCGCCGCGUCGAUGUUGCGGACAAGAACUACCGCCAGCAGGCGACCCUGCCGUUCCCUGACGAGUCCCAUGCGGGUGAGGACGUGUCUAUCUACGCGCGGGGGCCCAUGGCGCACCUGUUCCACGGCGUGCAGGACCAGAGCUACAUCGCGCACGCCAUUAAGUAUGCCGCUUGUCUUGGCGACUCGAAGGAUCACUGUCUCCAGAAGGAAGCCGCGAAGAAAAUGGAGAAGCAGCCAGAUGAACAACCUCAAGCCGAAGAGAAGGAAGACGUUGAGAUCGAGGACGAGACCUACGACGUCGACGCGCAGGACGUCCCGGAAGUAGAUGCCCAGUCUUCGGAACAUGACGUCACACACAGCACCAGUCGCCCUGCCACAGACAAACCUGCCCUGGCGACCACACCCUCUCCCACCACCACGGGCGUGCACAAGACCACGCCAUACAUCUUCAUCCCCCCUAGCGACGAAGACGCCCGAAGGGAGGCGGUGUUUGAGCUCAUCUCGGAGCGGGUGGGAGGGGGGUGGAAGAAGCUGGUGCGGUGUCUGCCUGGAACACAGCUCACCAAACACAUGGUGCAGGUGGUGCAGAAAUCCUACAGAGGGAGCAAGGAGCGGACGAAAAAGAUCCUCAGCUUGUGGCAACAGAUUAACAGCGAAGAUGCCACCAUCAUCAACCUGGUGACCGGUCUGGACCGCUGUGGCCGGAGACGACUGGCCAAGUACAUCGACAUCCAUUUUACCACCGGCAUCCUAUAAGGACAACUAACUUGUGUCUGCUGGAAUUAGAUGUAAGAGAAAUGGGAAAUUUGCUGGUUAAGGUUGCUGACGUUCUCGUACAUCCAGGCGCGAGCAUGUAGUCUUGGAAUUUCAUAGGUCAUGGGAUAAAUUUCGGGAGGGGUAUCCCCUCUAUUUUCACCAAUUUCUUUUUUUAGUCCUU
Messenger RNA from Branchiostoma belcheri (Belcher's lancelet), 2466 nucleotides. Its product is annotated as alkaline phosphatase-like. The transcript is spliced from 12 exons. The record is from RefSeq and is a predicted model, not a curated record. Gene Ontology annotation, molecular function: alkaline phosphatase activity; protein binding. Lineage: Eukaryota; Metazoa; Chordata; Leptocardii; Amphioxiformes; Branchiostomatidae. Gene Ontology annotation, biological process: signal transduction; dephosphorylation. The coding region runs from base 204 to 2285 and encodes 693 amino acids.